Messenger RNA from Haplochromis burtoni (Burton's mouthbrooder), 2036 nucleotides. RefSeq lists its product as uncharacterized. Bases 883 to 1893 code for a protein of 336 amino acids. The record is from RefSeq and is a predicted model, not a curated record. NCBI's taxonomy places the organism in Eukaryota, Metazoa, Chordata, Actinopteri, Cichliformes, Cichlidae. The transcript is spliced from 7 exons.
UGAAUGUUAUAUAGUUUUAGAAUAAUUGAAUAAUUCAACAAUUAAAAAUACAAUAUAUGAAAUAUAUAUUGUACAUGACAGAAAGUUCACACUACAAGGUCAAAACUGUUCAAGGGCUCUCUUGGCUCUUCUGAUGCAUCUGGAAGUGGCAAUCUCCUCCAGAGAGGGCAGAGAGCAUCUGAUGAUCUUCUGUGAUGUGUGUAUGACCCUCUGCAGUAAGUAAUGACACUCUCGAUUGUGGCACGGUAGAAGGACACAAGCAGCUUCUGGUUCAGUCUGUUUUUACUGAGGAUUUGCAGGAAGUAAAGACACUGUAUCAUCUUCACUGCCAUCACCCGUGUAUUCUCCGACUAUGACGGAUCAUUUGAGAUCAUAAUCAGAAGGAGGCCAUCGUCUCUACCCAGUCUCCGUUUAUGUAGAGAGGGGUAUAAUCCUCUGCAGUCUUACAGAAGUCAAAGAUGACCUCCUUGGUUUUUGUGGUGUUUAGAAGCAGAUUGUUGGCAGCACACCACUCUGUCAGCAGCCACAGCCCCUCUCUGUAACCAGCCUCUUCCCCCUUUGUGAUGAUGUGUAAGUUCAUUAAGGAAGAUCUUCAGUUACACAUCUGUGUGCUUCCCAAGUACUGGCAGCUAAUCUAAGCUUUAGAUCAUUUCCACUUUCCCAUGUCAUCAAGCUGGCUGUGACAUCACUGGUCUAGUCCAAUCAUCUUUCUGCUGGCUUUCAUCAGGCCAGUCAGCCUUCACAUAUACUUCAAAUGUCACUGCAUAUCUGUCAUUCUUCCUUGCACCAUCAUGCAACUAGUACUAGUAUAAAUACAGCAUGAGGAACUAGCAGUAAACCACAUAACUGGUUUGUGUGGUUUAAGUCUAUUCACUCACAGGCAUGGCUGCUCAUCUCAUCAUGUUUCUCCUCUUCAUUGUACUUAAAGGAGAUCACAGCUUAACUACAGUCAGUCAAGUAUCAGUGAAAGCUGGAGAAUCUAUCUCCAUCCCAUGUCUUUAUGACUCCCAGUACGAAACUUAUCUCAAAUAUCUGUGUAAAGGAUACUAUUAUCGAGAAUGCACAUAUGCAGUAAAAACAAACCAGCCAGGCCAGUCAGGAAAAUAUUCAAUCUCUGAUGACAAAAAACAAAGAAUCUUCACUGUGACUAUUAAAAAAUUAAACGCAGAUCAGGACAGUCAUUACUGGUGUGCUGUGGAGAUUCCUGGGAUAUGGAAAGAUGUGAGAGUCUAUUUUCAUCUGUCUGUCACCAGGGGUCCACCCAGUUUCUAUGUGGAUCAUCAGGAUAUUACGGGUUUUGAUGGAGGAAACAUCACCAUCAAGUUUUACAGUACACAAACUGGGAAAAUAAAGUGGUGCAAGUUGGGCAGCGAGUGUGUAACACAGCCAACUGGAUCAAUAGAUGGAACAAGAGUGAGCAUUAAUGAAAGUGCCCACAAUGUUUUCACUGUCACCAUGAGUCGAGUGACCACAAAGAGCAGCGGAUGGUACUUAUGUUAUAAAGGAGACCUCCAGGUGCCAGUGCAUUUAACUGUGAAUGAAGCUUUCACACCCAAUAAAACAAGUACUAAAGAUCAGGAUGAGCAACUAAGUGGUUCCCUAACAGUUCUCAUCAUCUCUUUGACUUUGUUGAUCUUCUUUGUAACUGUGAGCUUGGUCAUUUGGUUUUUGCUCAAAAGAUCCAAAUGGACCAAAAGAGAAUCAUCAGGGACGGCACUGAGUUUCACUGCUAAAUGCGACGUGGCUGUGACAUACAGCUCUGUGUUUUUUAUGACUCAACAAACCACACAAAGGGUGCGUUAUAAGAGCUCCGUAUCACAAUGUUUCUCAGACAUUAAAACUUAUGUUCUUUUUUUACAUCGUCACCACACAAACAGCAUGGCUCAGUCUUAGUGUGUCUGGUGGCUAGACCACUGCUUUAACUGCUUUAAUUCAGACCAAAUACUGUAAAUAUUAGCAACACGUUCAACUCUAAAUCUUCAGUGCUAUAUCAGUAGCACUACUGUGAAAAGGAUCAAAGCUUAAAGAAUGCAGAC